AUGCUAGUCGAAAUGGAUCAUUCAUCUUUAGUGUCGCUCAACAUGCCGCCGUUUAAUUUGUCUCCGAACGGUGGUAAUUCCGGUGCAAGUGGUGGUCCCGCUGGAGGAGGAGGCGGUGGCGGUGGACCCGGUGGAGGCGGAGGAAGCAACACGGAAUCCAUGCCUCCGCCUCCCAUGUACAAUUCGUCUCCCUAUAACAUGAUCUCCAUAGGAAAUGUGAACAAUAACAAUAAUAAUAAUAAUAAUAAUAAUAACAAUAACAACAACAACAACAAUAAUAAUAAUACCAACAACAACAACAACAACAGCAGCAGCACAAAUCAUAAUCAAAUGAUGCAGGAUUAUAAUUCGGGGAAUAUUGAUUCCGCGUUAUGUUUUUAUUCGCCCCCAGGUGGGAUCGAUAUGGCAGCGGGAUAUCAAUCGCCGCAAAACACUUCGCUCGUUCUUGCAUCUUCGCGAUCCGGAGGUGACAUACCAGACACAAAGUUUGGAAUCGAAGAAUUGUGUCCCGUGUGCGGAGACAAAGUAUCAGGAUAUCACUACGGUCUUCUCACUUGCGAAUCGUGCAAGGGUUUUUUUAAGCGAACCGUCCAAAAUAAAAAAGUAUAUACUUGCGUCGCCGAAAGGAGUUGUCACAUAGACAAAACCCAGAGAAAAAGAUGUCCUUAUUGCAGAUUUCAAAAAUGCCUCGAAGUCGGAAUGAAACUCGAAGGAAACACAUGCAGGCGGGCUGGUAAUAUAUAUAAUUACCAGAGCGAAUAG
This is a messenger RNA of Pediculus humanus corporis (human body louse), 762 nucleotides long. Its product is annotated as steroidogenic factor, putative. The transcript has 2 exons. Gene Ontology annotation, molecular function: RNA polymerase II cis-regulatory region sequence-specific DNA binding; nuclear receptor activity; zinc ion binding. The record is from RefSeq and is a predicted model, not a curated record. Gene Ontology annotation, cellular component: RNA polymerase II transcription regulator complex. NCBI's taxonomy places the organism in Eukaryota, Metazoa, Arthropoda, Insecta, Psocodea, Pediculidae. The coding region runs from base 1 to 762 and encodes 253 amino acids. Gene Ontology annotation, biological process: tissue development; hormone-mediated signaling pathway; regulation of transcription by RNA polymerase II.